This is a messenger RNA of Drosophila mojavensis, 1406 nucleotides long. Its product is annotated as hydroxysteroid dehydrogenase-like protein 2. Gene Ontology annotation, cellular component: mitochondrion. Bases 347 to 1207 code for a protein of 286 amino acids. The record is from RefSeq and is a predicted model, not a curated record. The transcript is spliced from 4 exons. Lineage: Eukaryota; Metazoa; Arthropoda; Insecta; Diptera; Drosophilidae.
UUCAGUCACGUAGGCCUGGUGGGGGUCAGUCGUGCAGUGCAGUAAAAGUAAAGUGAAGUGUGUGAUCAUUCCGUUAAGCAUUAAAGACUUCGAGGAAAUAUUUAGAGGCGCGAGAGCGGCAAUUUGAAAUGAUGUAAAAUGUGUCAGUUAUUUAUUUAAAUUUAAGGCGCUUAAGUGUGACCACCUAUCGAAUGUUAAAAUAAUCGGUUUCUUUACUCAAAUUGAUAAGAUGUAAACAAUAGAUAUUUUAAAUCGAUCACGAUCUGGUCACUUUGCUUACUGCUCUCUUUAGACAUUGUUCUUUGCUUAGCGCUUUAGAUUAGCGGAAAGUUUGCUAACUGUAAGAAUGAGGAACUCCGGAAAAUUACAGGGCAAGACACUGUUCAUCACAGGCGCAUCUCGUGGCAUUGGCAAGGCAAUCGCUUUGAAAGCAGCGCGCGAUGGCGCAAAUAUAGUGAUAGCUGCUAAAACAGCUGAGCCACAUCCAAAAUUGCCUGGCACAAUUUAUACGGCAGCUGAGGAGAUCGAAAGGGCAGGUGGCAAAGCUUUGCCCUGCAUUGUGGACGUACGCGAUGAAAGGCAGGUGCAACAGGCGGUUGAAGCAGCUGUGGCAAAAUUCGGAGGCAUUGAUAUUGUUAUUAACAAUGCGAGUGCCAUAUCUCUUACGCCGACCCUGGAGACGGACAUGAAGCGCUAUGACCUGAUGCAGAAUAUAAAUACAAGGGGCACUUUCUUGGUUUCCAAAACCUGUUUGCCCUAUCUGCUGAAGAGCGAUAAUCCACACAUCUUGAACCUAUCUCCCCCUCUGAACAUGAAGCCGCACUGGUUCGCCAAUCACACAGCUUACACCAUAGCCAAAUACGGCAUGUCGAUGUGUGUCCUUGGCAUGGCCGAGGAGUUCCGUUCUCAAGGCGUGGCCGUCAAUGCCCUUUGGCCUCGGACCACAAUUCAUACGGCUGCAAUUGAAAUGCUGAGUGGUUCGGAGAGUGCGAAAUACGCACGGAAACCUGAAAUAAUGGCAGAUGCCGCUUAUGCCAUUAUUUGCAGAGAUGCCAGGGAAUACACUGGCAAUUUCUUCAUGGACGAUGAGGUUUUAUUGGAUGUGGGUGUUAGAGAUUUUAGCAAGUAUGCUUGCAGCCCAGAGAACAUGCACAACCUGCAAUUAGAUAUAUUUUUAGACGAUGAAGGUCCAUUUGCCAAGCUGUAAAUUUUAUAUUUUUGUUUUUACAAAAAAAAAAAAAAAAUUGUUAUCAAAUCAUUUGAAUUGCCGCGCAAUUAAGUGGCUCCGAUAGUUUUGCGUGUUUAUGAAUCGAUACUUGCUGUAUGGUGAUGAGCAAUUUGGUUCAUUUGAACUAUUGUAUGGUUAUUGGUUGCAUCAUUUGAAAAUACAUGUAAUGCAUAAUUAA